This is a messenger RNA of Perca flavescens (yellow perch), 765 nucleotides long. Its product is annotated as methyltransferase-like protein 27. The record is from RefSeq and is a predicted model, not a curated record. Bases 1 to 765 code for a protein of 254 amino acids. NCBI's taxonomy places the organism in Eukaryota, Metazoa, Chordata, Actinopteri, Perciformes, Percidae. The transcript is spliced from 6 exons. Gene Ontology annotation, molecular function: methyltransferase activity.
AUGGCGUUCACGCUCUACCGGUUCUGGGAGUUCAGCGACUAUCGAAGCCGCGAGGCGCCGCGGGGCUCGGAAGCAAACGUCGUAAACGCUGCCAAGACCUUUAUUGAGUCCUGCAGCGACGUUGCUCCGCAGCAGAGGAUGAAGCUCUACGACCAAUGGGCCGAGACGUACGAACAGGAUCACAGCCUGAUUGGCUACAGAGCGCCACAUCAGACGGUAGACUUCCUGAAUGCCAACUUCUCUGGGAGUCGUGAGGAGGUUCUGGUUCUGGACGUGGCAUGUGGGUCUGGAUGGGUCGCUAAACUGAUGGCUGAACUGGGCUUCAGGAACUUUGUGGGAGUGGACGGCAGUAAAGGGAUGCUGGAACAAGCUGCAAAGACCGGCCUCUAUCAGGACCUCAGACUGGCCCUACUGGGAACAGAACCACUGCCGGCACAGACUGAUGGGUUUGACGUGGUGAUGGUCGUCGGUGCAUUGCGUGAUGGUUUUGUUCCAGUCAGCGUUGUGAGGGAGCUCUGCUACGCUGCCAGACCAGGAGGCUACGUCUGCAUGUCGAAAGUGGACCCAAAGUUGGAAUCUGGAGACAAAUACAAGGUGUGUUUGGAGAAAGAGCUGCAGCUGAUGGAGGACGAGGGACUGUGGACCCGUGUGAUCAGCCAAGAGAUGGAGAGAUACGUGAUGGAUGUUAAUAAUUAUCUCAAAAACCAGCAUGAUGACCAGUACCUCUAUGGGACCAUGUACCUGUACAGGAAGGGCCUCAAUUAG